UCGGUUGCCAUAGAGCCUUCCCUGGCCAAACCCCUGUUCUCUUCAGCUUCUAGGCCUCUCUCCACUGCCUAGUUUUCAUCAUCUGAACUGACAGUGAUCCCUGGCAGUGCCCAAUAGGCAGGGACCCCUGUCUUCUCCCACCCCUUCCUUGCCCAAUUCCCUGUGGUGCUUUAUGAUGCCUCAUGUGUCAUUUCUUCUAGGAAGCUUUCUCCAAGCCAGAGCCCCUAAUCCCUGUUCCCACAGCAUCUCCAUAUGCCUGUCUUGAUGCUUUUAGCAUAUUCUAUUAAAAUAUCUAAUUAGGGGUCUGUCUUCCCAUAUGGACUCUAAACACCUCAAGGGCAAGUAUUAUUUAUUUUCUCCAGCAACCAAUCCACUGACUAACACAUGCCAGGAAUUCAAUGAUUAUUUUUUUUAACUGAACAGUUUUCUUAAAAUAAAUCAGUAUCAGAAGGUAUAAUGGUCUACAUGGGUAGCUAACUAAUCAAUUUAUUAAUUGAGCCCCUACCAUUUAAAAAAUAUUUUGCCAAGAUAAAUGGGGAUUCCAAAAUGAAUAAAGUCUUUGCCUCCCAUCUAGAUCAAGAAAUAAAAUAUGAAUAUAUGAAAAUCUACCAGAAGUUAUGCAGACAAGCAGUUGGAGAAUGCUGGAAAGAAAAUAAUUCAACAGUCAGUCCUGCAUUCUCACAGAAGGAGAGACACCCUUCUCUAUCCUUGGAAGAACUUAAAUUCUUAUCACAGCUAACGGAAUCCUUUGUGAAGCUGGAAAACAACAUUCAGGAACUGUUUGAAGAAACACUUUCAUUGCUUAAGAUGCCCAAGAGUUGUCCAGGAAUAUUGGAGAAACCUAAUAAGGCAGUCAUGGCAGAAAUGCAUAUAGCAAAGGAAAACAAUCCUCCACCAGAGCCAUCAUUACCAGUAAAAGAGGCUACUUUACUAGAGUUUGGCUGGAGAAAUUCAUUUAAACAAGUAUCUCUUGCCAUAGCACACUGCAUAUCAGCCGCCAUUGAAGGUUUUGUCACAAAAGUUCUCCAACAGGAACAAACUGAAAGGACUUCAGCUGCAAGCUACACUAUGAAUCUUAUAAAUGUUCCACAACAUUGGCCAGAAGGUCACAUAUUUCCAGAGGAGGAACAACCAAAGAGAGUUGCCAAGUUUUGUUCUGACAUUAUGGAAAAGCUUGAUGCAAUGCUUCCACUGGCCCUGGCAUGCCGAGAUGAUUCUCCUCAGGAAAUCAGAGGGAGCCUGGUGGAGGCCUGCUGUAAAGUGGCAACAGCCGUCCUGGAGAGACUGCGGGAGAGAGGCACGGAGGUUCCUUCCAGAGCACCUCUGAAGAACCUGCACAUCAUCCUGUCCUCGGCAGCGUAUGUCUCGCAGUGGUUCAUGCACUACGAUAAUCUGAUGAAAGAGACAGCUAAGAAACCCAUAUUCCUGGUGCCUGUCCAGCGAUAUCAGGAAUUCAUCAGCACUGUACAGUUUCAGGUUACGGACUACUGCAUCAGAGUUUGUGCUACGAGCAUUUUACAGGAUGCCGAGAGCCACCACUGGGAGGACUACAAAGCUUUUUAUGAGGGGGAAAGAUGUUCCUUCGCCAUCCAGAUGUGGCAUUACUUCAGCUGGGCUCUGCAUCACGAUCUCUGGACCAUACUGCCCCCUAAGCUGGCCCAGGAGAUUCUAGCCGAGCUGCUGGAGAAAUCCUUGGGUCUACUUGCCUCCAGAUAUGCUCGGGCCCACCCCAGUCCUAGGAGAACUGCACAGAUAAGACUUGAUAUCACGGCAAUCUUAAUAUGUACUGAGAAAAUGUUGUGGUCAGUUUGUACCUCUGAACAGGAAAUUUUGAAUCCUCAUAAGUAUAACAACCAUAAAAUUUUUAAAAUCCAUAUUCAUUGCAACAAUCUCUUCACAACAUUAGCAAUUUUGACAUCACCAUUAACAGAAUUAUAUAAGACUUUUCAGGAUGGUAGGGACGAGUCAGCUUCAUAUGCCUUCACUCCAUUGUUUAAUCAGCCAUUACACUGGAUUUCAUGCAUAUCACAGUUCCAUCCUUCUCUCCUCAGGCCUCCAUCAGCGAGAGGACUGACAGCCCAGGGUCAAUUGAAACUGCUCUUAUCCCAGCCAUGCUGUAAGUGGAACCUGCUUCUGGAGACCUUACUACAUGGUGAUGGCCUCAUAGCGAGAAUCCUGUUGAAAAGUGCAAAACAAGCUGCUGGCAUGGAGAGUAAGCAGAGUGCAGGCUGCAGUGUGGUGGGCACCAUCUUUGAAGUUCUGUAUUGGUGUCACUUAUCCCCACAGACAUUCGGAAAUGUAUUUACGAGCCACAUGGAAGAAGAACAACUCUGGGACUUUUUGUGCAACAUUCCAGUCUCGGCAUUCACAGAGUCGCAGCCGGAAGUUAUCCGCUGUCUGAGACUGGCACUGAUUGACUCCGUCAAGGACACUGUGCAACAAAUAAUAUCCCUGGUGAGAUGUCGGAGAAACAGCGAGACAAAGCUAAACAAGCCCCCUGUUCCUGAGCAUCUGCUUCAGAGCAUUCCACGAGAAUGGAAUUAUAUUCCAAGAGAUUCCACAUGGAAAGAGUCAAAUAAAGGCUUCACCAGGCUUGCCGCGCAGGCAGUGUCUAUUGUCCUCAGCAAGUUACCUACAGUGAUUGCAUGCUUGCCUCCUACAAUUAAACACUUCUUUUUUCUGUCUGAGAGAAAAAUGUCAAAAAACGUGGCUGAAUUGAAGAAAGCUGGCCUGCUUGUCUGGAACUUGAUUGUAAUUAUAUGUCGGAUAUUUGAGGAUGGGAACACCGUGGAACGUUUAACAGGUUCCUCCCUUGACAGAUGGAGCAAGGAGAAACUGGGUUUAAUUUGUUUGUGUUUGGAAAGUAUCCUGGGAGAGCAAAGCAGUCCUAGUCAGCUGACCCAAAAGGUCAUCCUGCAUAUCGAGCGGCAAAGUCCCAACUGGAUAGAGCACCAGCUUCUGAAAGCACGGACACUGAGCAUCAAAAGUGCAUCCAUGCCGGUGGAGGGAAGCUCUGGCUCAGAAGGAGACGCUGUUCUUGAACUGACUGAGCAGAAAACAAACGCGAUGGUCCUGGAUCUCUGCCACAAACCAGGUGGCAGCAAGUACCUGCAGCAAAUUUAUCACAUCAUGCAACUCAAUGAGGAAUAUUUAAAAGAGCAACCUUUCGCUAUGAAUGGUUCAGAAGAAAAGCCAUUCCCCAUCCAACCUUUGAAGGAGGCCUUGAGAAAUGGUGAAGAUCAGCCUCCUGCUUUUGACCCUUUCUACGUGCACAAGGUGUUCAGUGAAAGCAUGCUGGAUCAGGCAGCCACGGCGACAUGGUACUGGGACUGGUCAAACUUGCUGCCAAAUUACUUAGGACUGGAUAAGAUGACCUUCGGCCCACUACUCAAAAACAGGUGGGAAAUGAGGAAGGAUGAAACACUGGAAAAGAAUGAAAAAAUGAUGCUUGAACAUUUAGAACAGAUCUGUACCAUACAGGAUUCUUCCACAUCAGACAGUACAAAUGAGCAGUAAUCUGCAGAAAAACAACGGAUGCUUUUCGCCAGCCUCAGAAGGAGCCUCACACGUCAUAGAGUGCAUCCGUUAGCCUAUGUACCGAAAGAAUCACUGGACUAAAGACUGAAAGGCUCCACGUUUCCUAUUUUAAAAAUAAGUUCAUAUUGUUUCAUUUCACAAUAUUUCUCCUCCUGUGAUAAAACUGCUGCCAUCUCGUGUUCCUUUUGAAUUAUGUGAGGUGUUUUUUUUUUCUUUCAGUACUGAAGUAUCUAUGACAACAGGCAAAAUGUUUGGAAGUAUUUUUCUAGGGAUUUCUUAUACAAUAUUUGGAUGUGUAGUUGAUUGGAGCCCCCAUGGAAGUCAUGUGAAUAUUACAAUUUAAUUUUGUAGCUGCAGCCCAAAUCUGGAUCUUAAUUGCCUUUAAUACUCAUGGCUGAACCUGUCCCUACUUCCCAUGUAACCUUUUCCCUGUUCACUCUAAAUCAUAACACAAAAAACCAGUCUAGCACUGUUCCUGUCAGUCACAUUCCUGCUUGUGAUGCUUGUUGCUUUUCUCCUAACUCUCAUUCCACUUAUAUGCUUCCACAUCCUGGGCCAAGUGGCUCUAAUUCAGGCAACUCCUGGCAUCCUUUUGGCUCAACCAAAAAAUAAAAAAAUAAAUAAAAAUAAAAAUAAAAAUUGCUACUUUUUUCCCAAUCAAAAACUACCUUCCUUUCAAAACUAUGUUGAAAAGUUAUCCUUCUCUAUCCCUCAUUAUCUACAAUGUCUGUUAAUUUUAUUAUUUCCACUGUCUACAAGAUGCAGGGGGGGGAGUGAUGUGGGGGGAUGCGUUCUAUUACCUUGUCUGCCAAGUACAAUUGUAUGUAUUUCGUAUGUUCUUCCUAUCAUGGCCUGGUACUGGAUUAUAAAGAACCCAAAGGCAUUAAAUAUGAGGUUUUCCUUUAUUAAUCAGAA
This is a messenger RNA of Rattus rattus (black rat), 4452 nucleotides long. Its product is annotated as KIAA0825 ortholog. The transcript is spliced from 17 exons. Lineage: Eukaryota; Metazoa; Chordata; Mammalia; Rodentia; Muridae. The record is from RefSeq and is a predicted model, not a curated record. The coding region runs from base 547 to 3516 and encodes 989 amino acids.